AUGCUACCACAGGUUGAAGUUGGUCAGGUAGAUGCUCAUCAUACUGAUGUUAUGAUCUAUGGAGGCAAGAUAAGCGUGAGGCCUACCCACGAAGAGCCUCGGCCCCCUAGGCCUAAUAAAAGGCCGUCUCAACCACUUAACCUCACAGAUGAUACGGCUCUUUGUGAAAUAGGCACAGGCCCGCCACCCAAAGUCCCCAGGGCAGCCGCCCCUCAACUUGAAGGCCCUCAACCAGCACCUGAUCCAGCUCCGCAGGGAGGACUGCCGCGGCAAGAGCUGCCGACAGAAGCGCCGUGGGUGAGGGUCUAUCCGCCUGAGCCGGCAGUGGACGAUGAAAGUGACCUCGAAGACCUUUAUGACUAUUCAUCGGGCAGUGGUGAGGAGUACGAGCCAGACUCGGAGGACCUCGAUACGACUGACAGGGAAGACAUUUCAGAUGAGACGGCUCUUUGUGAAAUAGGCACAGGCCCGCCACCCAAAGUCCCCAGGGCAGCCGCCCCUCAACUUGAAGGCCCUCAACCAGCACCUGAUCCAGCUCCGCAGGGAGGACUGCCGCGGCAAGAGCUGCCGACAGAAGCGCCGUGGGUGAGGGUCUAUCCGCCUGAGCCGGCAGUGGACAUCCGGAAUUUCCAGCCCCGCCCCCAGAGAUCCAGUCCAAUCCCCCACCUACUAAACCCCCCACCCCCAGUGUUUCCUGCUAACGAUGGCCAGGUCGCAGGGCCAAGUAGAGGGAUUGCGUAUGAGGCCUACAGGGCUAAAGUGUUGAACAAAAAAAGUGCCCCCGUUACCCCUCCGUCUGAGAGGCCAGCUCCCCUGCGUGAAAACCUUCGACCUAAUAGGCAUGAACUGUAUAAAGCGAUCUCUUCUAUGGUGCAGGAUGAAGGUGACCUCGAAGACCUUUAUGACUAA
Molecule: messenger RNA, 909 nt
Organism: Macrosteles quadrilineatus (aster leafhopper)
Lineage: Eukaryota; Metazoa; Arthropoda; Insecta; Hemiptera; Cicadellidae
Exons: 5
Coding region: 1-909 (302 amino acids)
Source: RefSeq, a predicted model, not a curated record